This is a messenger RNA of Rhineura floridana, 1719 nucleotides long. RefSeq names its product T-cell receptor-associated transmembrane adapter 1. Gene Ontology annotation, cellular component: T cell receptor complex. Bases 324 to 869 code for a protein of 181 amino acids. The record is from RefSeq and is a predicted model, not a curated record. The transcript has 7 exons. NCBI's taxonomy places the organism in Eukaryota, Metazoa, Chordata, Lepidosauria, Squamata, Rhineuridae. Gene Ontology annotation, biological process: positive regulation of T cell receptor signaling pathway; negative regulation of receptor recycling.
CAUAAUGAAGAGAGUGGAAUCUUAGCUCAGGUCCCGUGGUUGCAACAAAAGAACCCUCAUUGCCUACUGCAUUUCCUGUUUGCAACUACAAAGAUUUAAACUUGCAGUUUAAGUGCCCAGAUCAACUCAAAAUUGGGCCAAGAAAACCCAGCCCUCACAGUCUGUGAGAUUGUCUCAACUCUGAAACCUGUUUUGUUUCCUAUCUGAGUGAAAGUGCUCUAUCUCUGAACAGCAAGAAAUUGAAAGAAGGAGCCCAGGGUGGCAAACAAGCUAUUGUGUUCUGAGGCAUUCCUGCUUACAGCUCUUCACUUCAUCCUUUCUAAAUGGGGGAUUCGUGUAUCUAUUACUGGAUACCUCUUGCUUUUGUAACCACAAUUAUGCUUAUUUCAUUGAUGAAAAAUAUUUCAUACUACUUAAAAGAAAAGAAAAGAAAAGGAAAAAUAUAUGGAGACUAUGAACCGCAAUAUAGUCCAAGCCCUGGUGAGUUCUAUACUGAAGAAUGUCCUGUUUAUGACAACCUGAAUCAUCUUCAUCGAGAGAUGCUAAAUGAAAGCUGCUAUGAACAAAUGAAUGCCCAUCCUCACACAUCUGCCAAUGAAGUACAGCAGACAGCCGAGAGACAGAUGUGCUAUGCUUCCUUGGAUCACAGCAUCAAAAGAAAACACAAAAACCUCCGAAAAAAGAAAUAUCCUACAUUAGAAGUGGAUGAAGACCACCUUACCAAAAGCAGCUCCAUGGCCUCUGAUACCUGCAUUUAUCUCAACAGUGAACAGCUGAGUGCUGAAAAUAAAUUGUCUGAAGAUGCAACUCAUGAGGAUCCCCACAGAGUUUUUGGUUUAAUUCACACUACAAAUGAUGCCAGAUUUUAGUAGGAACCUGGCCUAGCUGAGUAAAUGUAGCUGAUAAAAUAUAUAACCCUAUGGCUGGAAAAUAGCUAAACAACUGGGGUUAAUACUUGGUAGGUUAAAAGCUGAAUCGGAAGGAGCAGACCUUCAGGAUGUAUGGUCAGUAAUAGCUCUACAUCAACCUGACCUUUGCAUAGCAGGGUCUAUUGCUAAAUAGAUUGUCAACUGAGAGAGAGAGGGUUUUCAGCAGGUUCACUUAACUCCAGAGGCAACUACAAGUGUUGUUUUCCCCCCCUUUGGCACUCAUUCUAAUUGUAGCUGGAUUUGGUAUGUUGCUUCUAACGGACAGAUCUUAAUUCAGUGGUUUAUGGAGUCCCAGCCCAUGUUUGGGACACAUCCCUGAAAGUGCUAGAGAUGGAAGCAAUUGUAAAUUUAAGUGUACCAUGCCAUCUACAUGAGUCCCGCAAUAAAGUUAAUGCUACAAACCCUUGUCAGGUUUCAUUCCUGAAACCCCAGAUCAAAUAUUCCCUGCUGAUGUGGUGCCUAAAUGGUGUGGUUGAAAGGGCACAAGACUUUCCUCUUCCGAAGGUAGUUGUAUGAGUAGAGCCGUAUAUAAGAACAGUAAUGCUAGAUCACACAAAGUGCUUCAGGGGAGACUCUACUGAACUGGGUCUCUGUCUGGGUUCUUAUGCAGAUGAGCCUGGUUCAUAUAGGAAAUUACCUGUGCAGUGGAAAAAGAGAAUCUUGUGUUGCUCUCCUCAUGCUGUUUUAGGGCUGCCCCCUCCCCAUAAAUGUGUAUGUGCAAACCAGGGCACAGACUAUCAGACUAUGCAAGGGAGCCCUAAUGCAAACAGGUCCUUAGACAUGGUUAUGU